GGGCCUCUUACUUUAACUCUGUUAUCAACCCUUUUCUUCUUGUUCUCGUCUUUCCUACUCUUUUAUUUCUCUCAUUAUUUCUCUCUCUAACAAGUUCAUCUCUAACAAUCUCGCUACCCAUUUCAAGAAAAGUAGUUGUGCUGCCCGAGAGGAUCAAACUAGGAUUCGUUUGUGAUGGCAGAAAACAUGUCUCCCAAUGUGCAAUUGGAUGACCUUUCAGCUGAGGAUAUUACCCUAUCUAAACCUCAAGGCAAUUUAGAAGAGCCUUUUGGUGUACCUGGGUCUUUUACAGAUGAAGAAUAUCCUUUUCUAACCCCAGAACCAAAGCUUGCUUCACAUGAAAAAUAUGAUCACCCAAGUUACACCUCAGAGAUAUUUUCAAGCUUUAUUAGUGGAAGUACUGACAUGUCUUCUAAAGAAGGCUCUGAAAAUUUUCCGUCAUCAUCAUCAUCAGAUGCUGAAUCUGCAACAUCUGACCAGCAUGCCAACAGCGAUGAAGACCUUCAGCCUAAGGUAAUCAACUUCGAGUUCGACACCAAUGGAAUGGAAGAAGAACUUCACGUAACCAAUCAAGUAGAUGGAGAAGUUAUGCUUGAAGAAAAGAAGGAAGAACUCUAUGACAAAUUGCUUGAAAAAGUGGCUAAUUAUGAGGUUGAGCUCAAGUGUACGAAGAACAAGCUUCAAUCUUCUGAAGAAGAAAUUGCAAGGUUGAAGAACGAGAAUUUGACUCUAGUUGAAGAGCUUGGGAUUUCAAAAGAGAAACUUCGAAUUUGUGAGGAUAACAUGGGCAAAAUGGAGCAUGAUCUUAGACAUGAACUUGAACAAGGUCAGCAUCAGUUUCAACAUCAACUAGAUCUGGCCAACCAAAGCAUUGAUCAAUUACAAACUGAGCUGGGUUCGGAAAGGAGGCUGGUUUCUGAGCUCCAAGAGAUGAUUAACAAGACUAAAAAUGAUUUAGAUGAUUAUAAUCGCGAAAUUGAGAAGCUCAAACUUGCCUUAGAUGAUGCCCAUAAAGACGCUUCCAACGACAGGACACAAUUCCAGUAUGAAAUCUCUUGUCUGAAUGAAGAAAAAGAUGCUUUGGAGCUGAAACAGAAAGUGUUAGAGGAGCAGAUAAACCAAUAUGAAAGUGAAAAGAUUGAGGCUGGAAAGUCGCACGAAGCAAGAGAAACUGCUUUGUUAGACGAGAUCAAACAGUUAAAGAUCGAGUUAUCCCAACAAAGUUCUGUUGUCGAGACUCUGAACCAGAACCUUGAUGCUAACAAUCUGAAGUAUGACACUCUUAUGGCACAGAAAGAUGAAGUGCUUGCUAAAGUGCAGACGCUGGUUGCUGAACUGAAUGCUCGAGAGAUUGAUAUGCUGCAAAUGGAGGAGCGCAUCAGCAAAAUGAAUACCGAACACAGGGAGCUGUUAAGUGAAUCAGAGAACACAGAAAAACUGGUGGAGGAAUUGAGAUUGAAAGUACAUGAUCAAGACCAAGAGAUGGAGAAGCAAAGAGGUGUUAUUCAUGAUUAUGCGAAUGAGAAAAGAGAAGCUAUUCGACAGCUUUGUUUCUCGUUGGAAUACUACAGAAAUGAGUACCAUGAACUCCGUCAAGUUUUCACCAAGUGCAAGCAGUCUGCAGUUAUGGCUGCAUAAGGAAGCAUUAUGAACUAUGUUGUAUAUGUGUGAUAUUGCUGUCAAUUAAUCUUGAUUAGUUUCUACCAUCUUGUUCAGCCUGUAAUGUUUUUUUGUUCAUGUGAUUCAGUUAUAGUAUAGUUAAACUAUAUUCAUCCUGUUUAGGUUGUAUGCUUUGACAGUCAUUGUCCAUUCUAUGGAGAAAUAUCCAAAACUGGUUUCUUAUUUUGUACUAUAAUAUGUAGUAGCUAUAAGUGGGUGAAGCU
Messenger RNA from Amaranthus tricolor (Joseph's coat), 1883 nucleotides. RefSeq names its product protein NETWORKED 4A. The coding region runs from base 175 to 1638 and encodes 487 amino acids. The transcript is spliced from 3 exons. The record is from RefSeq and is a predicted model, not a curated record. NCBI's taxonomy places the organism in Eukaryota, Viridiplantae, Streptophyta, Magnoliopsida, Caryophyllales, Amaranthaceae.